Molecule: messenger RNA, 1632 nt
Organism: Anopheles darlingi
Lineage: Eukaryota; Metazoa; Arthropoda; Insecta; Diptera; Culicidae
Product: retinoid-inducible serine carboxypeptidase-like
Exons: 4
Coding region: 56-1597 (513 amino acids)
Biological process (GO): proteolysis
Molecular function (GO): serine-type carboxypeptidase activity
Source: RefSeq, a predicted model, not a curated record
AUGUGGUCGAUUUGAGUGUUUCAAAGAGCAACGACAGCCCAACUGACAUCAUCCCAUGAGAUUUCCGUCAUCAUCAGUCACUAUAAAAUCAUCGCGCGGACAAUGUUCGUUCCUCAGACUGAAAACGGAGAUGUUACAGGAUGGCUGGAUAAGCUGUUUGAUUACUUUGUGCGCCACGUUGCUAGUCACUAGUGCAAAUCAAAACGGAUUCGGUCCUGGCAGGCAGAGCUGGGGCUACAGUGAGGUCCGCCCCGGAGCCUUCCUUUUCUGGUGGCUGCACUAUGCCACCGGCAGCAGCAGCAGCAGCGGCGACCAUAACUUCACUCGCAAACCACUUAUUAUCUGGCUACAGGGUGGUCCCGGUGCAUCCUCGACGGGAUUCGGUAAUUUCGAAGAGAUUGGCCCACUCGACCGUACGCUCAAUAAUCGUGCUCACACCUGGGUGAACGACUAUAAUGUCCUGUUCGUCGAUAGUCCCGUGGGUAGUGGGUACAGCUACGUGCAGGAUCUAUCGCUACUGGCCACCAACAGCACAACCAUCGUCACAGAUUUGAUGCAACUGUUGGUCACGUUCUAUGCCACCUCCAUUACGACGACCGGGUUCGAUUGGGAACGCCACGCUCCACUGUAUAUCGCAUCGCAAAGCUACGGUGGCCGUAUUGCGGUCGAGUUUGCCUACGCGCUAGUGCAAGCCAUACGCCAUGGCCAACUGCGGUGCAAGUUGAUCGGAUUGUUGCUAGGAAAUGCAUGGCUAUCACCGAUCGAUAGCAUCAACGCGUGGCCUGACUAUCUCGAGCAACUCGGAUACAUUGGACCAGCCGGUCGGAUGCGGCUCGAGCGACGGGUGGAAGCAUUGCAGGAACUGACAGCCAAUCCACGGAAGGCCGUUUCACGUGCGGAAUUCGUGAUGGACAGCUGGCAUUCGCUGCAGCAGGCCGUCAUCCGUGAAACAAACGGCAUCAAUUGUUACCACGUGUUGAAGCCAAAAGCGGCCGAAAGCACCGAACCAUCAUCGAUGGUGAUGGCCAGUGAUGACGAGGAUGAAGAGCUGCUGGAGUACGGAGAGACGGUCUGGUACGGAUCCAGGGGAAGCAACUUGGAACGACCUUCGAUCAAACCGGUGUCACGGCAUCAUAGUCUCGAACAUCUGAUGAGAGGUCCCGUAUCGCAGGCACUCGGUCUUAACGACAAACCACCGUGGGGUGCACUGCGUAAUGCCGUGUUCGAAGCACUUGCCAGUGACUUCCUGGAGCCUAGCACCGAUACGCUGCUCCGGUUACUGCACGAAACCACCGAUUUGGAGCUGGUGCUGUACAAUGGACAUCUUGAUCUGAUCGCCUGUCUACCGGGAACGGUCCGAUGGUUGGAACGUUUGUUUAACCAUACCGAGGCCCCGGUACGAGAAUCCUUCCCCCAUCCUGGUGGUGGCAGUCAACCGAUUGAAGGCUAUCUAACGGUAUACUACGGCGAUGCAGCUACUGCUAGGCUUACACUGUACACCGUACUCCGGGCUGGUCACAUGGUGCCGGCAGACAAUCCGGCCGCCAUGGCACACAUCCUGAAAGCACACGUAAAGGAACUGCCACAGGAUCUAUGACUUCUACUUAAAACCGAACCUCGAACUGGUCCAUU